This is a messenger RNA of Limulus polyphemus (Atlantic horseshoe crab), 2786 nucleotides long. RefSeq names its product probable E3 ubiquitin-protein ligase makorin-1. Gene Ontology annotation, biological process: protein polyubiquitination. Bases 71 to 1369 code for a protein of 432 amino acids. Gene Ontology annotation, molecular function: ubiquitin protein ligase activity; metal ion binding. Lineage: Eukaryota; Metazoa; Arthropoda; Merostomata; Xiphosura; Limulidae. The record is from RefSeq and is a predicted model, not a curated record. The transcript is spliced from 9 exons.
AUAUUUCAUGUUAUUUAACCUAUUUUAUGCCGCCCCCUAGCAAACGGCACUAAAAACUUUAAAAAUUGUUAUGGCGGAAGGUGGUUCCGGAGGAAUUUUGUGUCGUUAUUUUGCCAAUGGGGCUUGCAGAGAGGGAAACAAUUGCCCUUUUUCUCAUGACAGAUCAUCAGGAAGACCAGACACUAUUUGUAGGUACUACCUUCAAGGACGCUGUGUUUUUGAUAGUGUUUGCAGGUAUGAACACAUUCAUCCCACCAGGUUUCUUUUCAACCAAUCACAGACUACUAGUGGACAGACAGACAGAGUUCUUGGACAACAACCUUCAUGUUUAUCACAGGGAAUAAAACAUAACCAGCUGGUAACGACUGCAUCACAGUCUUCUAACUCUGAUCUUUCUCCAAGUUCAGAAUCAUUAUUGAGUAGAAUGACUAUACUUAAGAACCAAAGCCAAUCUGCUGAUAGUGGGAUAGGAGAGGAAGGAUCUAUUGUGCCAGUUUCAUCAGAAUGGGUUAAUGCCCCAGAGUUUGUACCUUGCUCCUUAAUCCAGUCUUGUGUGGAUAAGGUAAAAUCAAACGAUGGUGUUCAUCAUUCACCGACACUACCUUCUAAUUCUUAUGGUCUUUUGUGUCCAUACAAUCUGGGUUAUGAAUGUUCAUUUGGAGCUGACUGUGACUACUUACAUGGAGAUGUGUGUGAUAUCUGUGGUAGAGAUAUUUUACAUCCUCAAGAUGAGAAACAGAGAAAUCAACAUCGAGAUGAGUGUUUAAAGGAAUUGGAACGAGACAUGGAAAUCUCUUUUGCUAUUCAGCGGAGUGUUGGGAAAUGUUGUGGGAUAUGUAUGGAGACUGUGCUGGAUAAACAGCCACCAAAGGAAAGGCGGUUUGGAAUUUUAGAAAAAUGUAAUCAUGUCUUCUGUCUUAGUUGCAUUCGUAAGUGGAGGAGCACCAAACAAUUCUCAUCAAAAAUUAUCAGAGCCUGUCCGGAAUGUAGAGUUCCAUCAGACUUUGUUACACCAAGCCAAUAUUGGGUGGAGGAAAAGGAAGAGAAGAAGAAAAUAAUUGAAAAUUACAAAGAAGCCUUGAGUACAAAACCAUGUAAGUACUUUAAACAAGGACAAGGUGUGUGUCCAUUUGCUGGAGCUUGUUUCUAUCUGCAUGCUUAUCCAGAUGGCAGGAAAGCUGAACUUCCACCUCCCAGACCUCGUCGUCGAAGGAACCAUGGAGAACUAGAGACAUUUGAUAGGAUAUUCUUGUGGGAUUUCUUUGAUAUCCAUGAUGACCAGAUACUGUUUCACUUGGAUAUUGAAGAUAUGUUUGACUUGUUCACCGACACUGAUGAAGAAUCAGAGUAUAGUGAUUUGGACUUAUAGGAAAUGUUUCUUAGUUUUCAGUUUUUAGUAUACCUCAUAAAAAAGAAAAAAAAAAGAAAGAAAAAGAAAAAAAUUGGCAUCACUGGGCACCUCAGGAGUUAAGAGCAAAAGUUUGUUAGAUGAAUCAGUUUUACUGUAUAUGUGUUUCUUUGGCCUUUUUAUGUUAUGUUGUGAUACGGUUUUGUAUAAGUUUGAUAAUAUUUAGAAAAUAAAUCAAGCUAUCUUUGUUUGUUAUUGGACAUUUAGUUUUAGAAUUUUAAAACUAAGACUUGUGGUUUGUUAAUGUCUGUUUAACUUGUAGUGUUUGUUUUAUUUUCAGAAACUUUUAAGGUGAAAAAACUUCAUGAUCAUACAAAACUUCAGCAACUAAAGAUUGUGUGUGUAUGACUUAUGAUAUUUCAAUUCUGCUGUGUAGAGAUUAUAGGUUUUGUAAUGUGUUUUUUGUAACUUUAUGUGAUUAUUUUUGUCAGUUUUUAUAAAUCAUGCCUCUGUUUUUUACCCCGGAGGUUCAUCUAUCACUUGAACAUAUGACAGGGUAACCUUAUUUCUUAUUAGACUGACAUUUUAAUAAAAACUGUAAUUUUGGAAUGAGUUUUUGUACCAGUUUUUAUUGUUUUAUGCACACAAAAUGUGUUUGUGUUAAUAUGUUUAUACACUGUUCAACAGUAUUGGUGCAACCUUAAUAGCUGUUGUUCCAAAUUUCUUCAAUCGUGUUUUCAAUAAAUUGUUUUAUUUUCAAAUUCUGGAGAAUUACCUUGCUAUUAAAUAUAGUUUUGAGUCUCUUAGUACAUUUAGGUGUAAAUCAGCAUUUUUAGUUUUUACUGAAACAAUAAGACAUAUUUGAAAUUUGUUUGUUGUCCUAUAACAAGUCUAUUGUAGGAAUCUCAGUGUAACUGAUAUAUUCCUGUUUUUACCACCAAUUUAAAAAAUAUUUUCAGACAAUAGUUGUUUGUACUUUUUUCUCUCUCUCUCUUUUUCCUGUGUAGAGAAAUUAAUCAUGUGCAAUAUUCUUGCUUAUUAAAGAUAUAUUAUUUCAUCAGUUCUUUAGUAUAAAAAAAUAUACUAAUUAUAUUAACUUUAAAUCUUAUUAAGUACAAAAUAUUGUGGCUUAAGUCUCAUACAUAAUCUGUGGAAUAGUUGAUAUAGAACAUAUCAACUUUUUUCUAUAGUUCAUAAUCUGCAAAGUAGUUAAAAAGCUUUCAUUUCAUCUCUGGGAAUUUUACUUGUAUCAUUUCAGUAAACUAAUUGUAAGUUCCAUUACCUUUCAUGAUUUGUAAAUUCUAAAUUUAAUCAUUUGUAAUUGAUGUGUAAUUUGGCAAAAAUUAUCUUUAGAAUUUUCUUUGGAAUGGAAAAUGUAUUUGUAGAAACUUGUAUUACUGUAAAUUAUAGAUAUUUUAUUCGGUAAUUAAACCUGAAA